AUGUUUAUUAUAUGGCCUCGGCCAGGAUUUCGUCAGCGCGAUGUGGGUCGCGCUCGCCUUGCAUCUAGACUUUUCGACAUAGCCUGCCCGUCGCGCGAUAAACUCGCCGCUUUUCGGUCGGCGCUGAAGAUCACCUGCAUUGUCGCUAAUGAUGAAAUUGGUAAAAUUUUAAUAUGGAAUUUCGAUGUUGCGCCGAGCGAGUGGAGAGCGGCGCGCGGAUUUCGGCCGUGGAACGUUCUAGCGUCAGUCGCGAGGCCAGUGGCGGCUAACGGUGCAGCGGACAACGACUCCGCAAACGCCGGCCCGCUCGGAAACAUGCUGACGCAUCGCUUGGUUUCCGAGGAAGCGGCCGCCGACCGCCGACCUGCC
Messenger RNA from Iphiclides podalirius (scarce swallowtail), 369 nucleotides. Lineage: Eukaryota; Metazoa; Arthropoda; Insecta; Lepidoptera; Papilionidae. The record is from the annotation of a GenBank genome assembly.